GCACAACAAAAUGUGCAUGCAGCAGACGCUUGAAGUCAAUAAUUUUUGCUCACUGACUGAUACCCGUCAAUUUCGUUGAAAGCUGGAUAAUAAUUUUGCAUCAAACAAAUGGGGUCAUGCAAACGUCUGGAGAAUAUGAACAUGACAUUUGGGAAGUGAUUUGCAGACAUAAUAUCAAGUUUGUACGGAAUGGGUUCCUUUGCAUAACCUCAUUUCAGUUUAUGCAUCAGACAAAAUAACAUAGAAAAGCUCAAAUGGAGACAUUUACAUUGCAUGAUAUGCUCAAAAACUCCACUAAUCUUUAUAAGAUAUUAUGUGACUUUGGAAUCAAGAAUGUGUCGGAGUGCGACGAUGAAAGCCAGACGCGGCCGGAACCGAAAGAUUUGAACCAGACGGUGCGCAUCUUCCUCUACUGCCUCAUCUUCCUGGUCAGCGUGCUGGGUAACAGUCUGAUCAUCGCUGUGCUGGUGAGGAACCGCCACAUGCGCACAGUCACCAACCUGUUCCUGCUCUCCCUGGCCGCCAGCGACCUGAUGCUCUGCCUCUUCUGCAUGCCCUUCACCCUCAUCCCCAACCUCAUGAGGGACUUUGUGUUCGGCUCGGGCAUCUGCAAGGUGGCCAUGUACUUCAUGGGUAUCUCGGUGAGUGUCUCUACCUUCAACCUGGUGGCCAUUUCUCUGGAGCGCUACAGUGCAAUCUGCAACCCCUUGACCUCCCGUACCUGGCAAACCAAGUCCCACGCUGCCAAGGUCAUCUCUGCCACCUGGGUGGUGAGCUUCCUGCUCAUGCUUCCCUACCCCAUCUCCAGCACCCUGGUGCCCUUCACCCGGGUUAACAACAGCACAGGCAACAUGUGCCGCCUGGUCUGGCCCAGUGAUGUCAUCCAGCAAUCCUGGUACGUGUCCCUGCUGCUGCUCCUCUUCCUGGUCCCUGGGGUCGUGAUGAUGACAGCCUACGGGCUCAUCUCCCUUGAGCUCUACAGGGGCAUUAAGUUUGAGAUGACCAACAGGAAGUCCAGCAGAGACAGACAGUGCAGCACGGGCAGCAUCAAACCCGGCGACAACGACGGCUGCUACCUCCAGCCUGCUAAGAAGGGCGAGCUUGCCCACCUCCAGAGCCCUCUGUCGACCCACAGCCCUAACGUGACCAUCAAAAUCAGAGACAGCACGGGCAGCGCUAAGUCCACGCUGAGCCGUGUGUGCAGCAACAGCUCCAGCUCUAACCUGAUGGCUAAGAAGCGCGUGAUCCGCAUGCUCCUGGUCAUCGUCUGUCUCUUCUUGCUCUGCUGGACACCCGUGUUUGCCGCUAAUGCCUGGAGGGCCUUCGACCGCCGCUCUGCCGACAAGCUCCUCUCGGGGGCGCCGAUAUCCUUCAUCCACCUGUUGUCGUACACCUCGGCUUGUGUCAACCCCAUUAUAUACUGCUUCAUGAAUAACCGUUUCCGCCAAGGGAUUCUGUCCACCUUCACCUGCUGUAGCUGCCCCAAGGGCGGUGGGGUCAGGAGGGGGGCUGGGAGUAGGAUCGGGACGGGGACGGGGAGAGGGGGAGGAAGAGGAGGGAUGAGGAGCGGAGAGAACGGGCACACGCCAUCCAAUGGUAAUAGCACGCGCUUCACAUACAGUAGUAUCCGUGGCUCCACUCAGGCUUAGCUUCCUUUGCCAUCAUCGACCAUUCAGAAGUACCCACUGUACCCACACCCACUGUACCAUGAGAUGUUGGUCUCUGUUAAGGUCAUGCCUUCUUUCCACUUCAAAGUCCCCGUGCCUGUGAGAGUGGACAUGUACACUGAGUAUACAAACCAUUAGGAACAACUGCCUUUUCCAUGACCCAGGUGAAAGCUAUGAUCCCUUAUUCAAUGUCACCUGUUAAAUCUACUCCAAUCAGUGUAGAUGAAGUGGACAAGGCAGGUUAAAGAAUCAUUUUUAAGCCUUGAGACAUGGAUUGUGGCUGUAUCACAUCUGGCUGUGAUUCGGAGUCCAUAGGGCGGCGCAUAAUUGGCCGAGCGUCCUCCGGGUUUGGAAGGGUUAGGCCGUCAUUGUAAAUAAGAAUUUGUUCUUAACUGACUUGCCUAAUUAAAUAAAAGGUUACAGUCCUUUGAACGGGGCAUGGUAGUUUCAUGCUCAACAGUUUCCCUUGUGUAUCAAGACUGGUCCACCACCAAAAGGACAUCCAGCCAACUUCACACAACUGUGGGAAGCAUCCCUUGGGAACGCCCCAACGAAUUGAGGCUGUCCUGAGUGGAGAUGUGGGUGCAACCCAAUAUUAGGAAGGUUAUCCUCAUGUUUUUUUACACCCCGUGUAUGUAUUGAGAGGAUCCCAGUGAAAGAGUCGAUGAUAAUAUUGGCGCCAUUGCGAAGACAGGAUAAUCUAACCAUAAGCAUGUUGACUUCAUGAAACUGAGAAAAUCAGCCAGAGUUUUUAACAAGGAGAUGAUGAUACGACUUUAAAAGAACUAAACGGUAAACAAACUAUAAAAGACUGAGGAACGGUGGCACCUGAUUAAAACUCUGACGUAUACAGUACCACCCUAUAUGCUGCAUUCACAGGGACCGUGAGAGAACAUGGCUAGGUCAUGUCUACGGCAAAGAGGUUUACAUUCAGUACUGCCCCCCCCCCAAUGAGUACAAUCGUCACAGUCCCCCUUUACAGAACCUCUCCAUCUCCCCCAUGUGCAUUCAAAGCAGAAUGCCCUUGGAUGUACUUCAUAACCCCGUGUGUGUGUUCUGCUCCACUCGGCAUAAAAUUGUCUUUGGAUACAUUCUUGUCAAGGACUUGAAAGCUUCAUACCACAGCCCAAUGAUGACACCACGUUCCCCCCAAGACAUUUAAAACUUCCCAUACCUCUGUGACCUCCUUUUACAGGCAGUGCAACAAAUGUGUAAACACUUCCUGACUUAAAUCACUGCCAUACCCGGCAGUUGCGCAUUAUUUUGUGUCCUAGCCUUGUAGCACAGUGCCACGCUCUAAAACAAGUCAUUAGCGUACAAAACAGUCGUGUUUUCUCUUUCUUGACCCAGUCAGCGUGCUUUUUCAUCGUUGUUCCACAUGUAGUACUGUGGGUGACAUGGCUCGUCGCCUUAUCGAGGUGUGGGACUGUGCACCUGUCUGUUCCCUUACUUCAAAGAGAUGUUUCCCGGCACUACCCGUCAAUCACACCCCACCUGGUCUCUGUUGACUUGGGUUGUAAAAUAUACUGCAGCGCAAAUGUAACGUACUGUGUCUGUUUUUUUUUUACCUUGUUUUCUUGCAGCAUUAAGUCCAUUUUAAUGGUAUAGUUUUAGCAUUGCUCUCCAAGGUAAAUUGCUAUCAGACUUGCAUUGGAAUACAUAACCCGAAAAAGGAAAUUGAAUAUUAAAAGUAUAUAGCGUCUGGUGGGGCCCUUUCAAAUCCCUGAGUAAGAAGGUGCCGAUGGAUUGCACUUGCUUACACUGCAAGGGCCAGUGGUUCUUGGAGACGAAGCUCAUGAGAAGCAUAAACAAACACUCACCUCUGAGCUGGUUCAGAGGCACAGGUUGAACAAACAAAUGCAGAGUGGUGUUACUUCACAGACGGACUAUUUGCUGUGCUUAAAAGGGGACAAUCUGCAGUUGCUCCAUCCAGUUUUAGACAUUUAAAUGAAUGAUACACCCAUCGAUUCUUGAAGAAUAUUUCUUGUAGAUGCCUCACGAGCUGAGUUCAACUGUCGUACGCCAUCAGAACCCAAAAUAUAAACUUGUUUUGCUCCUUUGUUUGUAAACAAUGCAACUGUAAAAAAUAUAAUUUAAAAAACACUAUGGCCUCAAAAGCAUGGUUACAUUUCCCCAUCCCUGAGAUGUUUACCAAAUCAGUGGCGGGGUGUCUGCUUUGUAACUGUUCAAACUGCCUGUUUAAGUCAGCCCUUUAUGAGGAUAUUACCAUGUUUUUUUUUUUGCAUACUUGAGGUCCUCGAACAUAAAAAUACAUAUUAACGACACAUUUAAUUUCACACAUAAUUCUGUCACUUUUUAUUUCUUGAUUUUUUUUAUGCCAAUAUUGCAAGUAUUUUUUUUUUUAAUGACAUAUGGAUUUGAGCAUGAACUGGAACUGCAAUAUGUACAAAAAACUGAAACAAACAGUCCCCUUGUUUUCACGUUAUUGCUAAAAUGUUACAAACUGCACAGGUUUCUACCAUCGGCAACCCUUUAAGCACUGAGUAUACUACCACACUGACAGACUGACACUCUGCUUAACAUUACUACAACAUUACACAGAGAGAGAGAGAGAGAGAGAGAGAGAGUGUGAGAAAGGAGAGAGAGACAGUGUGUGUGAGGGGGAAAAAGAAAGGAAAGCAAGGGUAAGAAAACAGACUGCAGCAAAGCCAAGCGUACAGAGCUAAGAGUGUAAAGGGAUGAGGGGGAAAGUCAAAAUGUACGUACACAGACAGAGGAGAGACGGAAAGAAAGAGAGAAGCGUAAAGCACUUCAUAGUGCAGCCAGCCAAUAGUCUUGGGGAGAAUGUCAGGCCGAGUGCAACAGAGGAAAGGCUGCUCCAACACGCCUUUUCAUUUAUUUACAGCUGCCUCUCGCUCUGUCCUGUUUCGUUUAGCAGUGCAUGAGAAAUCUACGUUAUAAAAAGACAUUUGGUAUAUUAGAGGAUACGUACAUACAUACAUUGUUCAGAGCUCGUUACAACAACAAAAAACAACAGCUGCUUUUGGAAGAACAAAACAAACAAUAUGGACUGACUGAAAAAUUAAAACCGGUGUGUAUACAGUAUUUUCAAAAAGCAUCACACAAGUUGGAGAAUAUUUUGUAUUUUGCUGGGUGAGCUUUAGUUACCAUGUUGCUAAAGUUUGCUCAGAUAAUAAAAAGCCACGUAACAACAUUCCACCCCCUGUAGGGGGGGGGAGAGCUGCCUUCCCCUUGUUGAGUGAAACCUGAGGAAGGGGAGCACUGAUGUGCUUCUUGACCAUAAUAGUUGGUUCUCUGGACCCACCCUCUCCUCUUGCUCCAAUCCGCUAUGCCUCCACUGUUCUAUAGAGUACAUAAACCGUUCAACCAGUGUCAUGUUCAUUAGGGCACACCGUUGCAAACGUUUCAUUCCAUUUCCCGUCUACUGAACAUGACCCAGCAAAGAGGAUCAAAGAGUGAUAUGAGAAUACGCAUGACCCUUCCACUGUUUAAGAGAUGCAGCGCAAUGCCACUUCCUUCCAAACUCACUCGGGGAUCAGUGAGAAACGUAAGGAGCAGGCAGGGUGGAGCCCAGAGAGACAACAGAAAGUAUCGAAACAGAAAUAUAAUAACACAAGCAGAAUGACAGGUCGACUGACUGGAGGACGCCUUAGGCAUUAGAGAGGCGUUCCCAAACUCACUUUGAUAUCUAAGAGAUAAGCUCGCCUCUACCAGCUGAAACGGGCACAAUGAAAACACUGCGCAAAACCCAAACAUAUUUGGUGACCACCUUAUUGACAUAUCACAAUAGAGUAAAGGGUUAAGAAAGGCCAGUAGCAUUUCUCUUUGUUGUGUAAAAAAAAAGUCCAUAUUAAGGUGAUUAGUGACAAAGCUCAUGUUGGUUUGAUGCUACAAAAUGUUCAAUUUAGGUUGACACACCCAUGCUUUAAUUCAUUAGAAAAAGUACAACUGUUGCUGGACCGACCUUUUGUAAAUUGACAACCCAGGCCAAACUAGGCAGCAAGGGCAAUAAUGCACUUAUUUCUUUGACAUAAAAUAAGACAAGGGGGGAAACUUUAUACCAAUAAUUUAAAAUAAUAUCAAUAUUAUUACACUGUUUACAUUAACAUCAAUGGCUGGAAAAAUAGAAGGGGCGGGAAGAAUCUAAAUAGGGAGGGGGGAAAAAAGCAUCCCUUAAGUUAGCUUUUUUUUUGGGGGGGGGGGGGGGGUUGUUCCCUAUUAUUAAAGGGAUAUGACUGUUAAAUGGGUACAUGAAUGACAUUGGCCAGAAAUACUUCUUCAUUAAUUAGCAGACAUUCAAGUUAAAGCAUCAUAGUUCUUCCCAGAAGUAUAUACAGUUCCACUGUAAUACUAUGAUCAAAGUAUUGCCUUUUUCAUGUUUUUUAAUUUUGUUGAUCCACAUAUUAUUUCCAACAAUGAGAGAGAAACAAUCACUUGUUUUAUAUUUGGAUCAAGUCGGAAGACGGCGCGGGACCCAAACAAUCUUCAAAGUCCAUCUUUACAAGAGCAUUGAUUGUUUGGAACAUAAAAUGGUGUACGCAUCCACGCACCCACCCACCCAACCACAUUUAGAAAUGGAGCGAGUCUCACUCACUGAUCCAUUGUUAGACUACACAGAAGAGCCAAACACACACUCGCUCUCACACACACUCACUCUCACACACACACACACAACCCCCCCACCACCACACACACACACACACGCACAGGCUGGUGAACUAGUGGUCAGGCAGACAAACCCCAAGAGACACGACGACAUGACCUGUACAAUAUUGCUGUACGUUUUUCCAAAUACACAUAUUCAAUAACACAGACACACAUCUAGAAGGCCUUAUUAACAGGAGACUUGAUCACCAUAAAUACAGCCGGUGAGUGUGGCUACUUUCAGAAAGCGAGUUUUACAAUGUACAUGUAAUUGUUGUGUAAGGUCAUAAACCACAGGACGUUAGUUAAAAGGCUUUUAGGAGGCCAAACAGAGGAGCUCAAAGCCCUCACAAGACAAUGUAUCCAUGCCAAAAUGGAGAAAGCAGGGCACUGUGAUAAUAAAGUACAUCAUCUAUAUAAGUGUUGUACUUGUACACUGAACAGAGUUAAUAUUAUCCUUAAAAAGGCCCACAAAUCUUCCAGAAGGAUGACAAUGUGGUUUUGGAGCAGUGGCAGAUGGAUUGCAUUAUGGGUAAUAUAGUCCAAUGAAACAACUUAACAAGUGGUGAUAAGACAGACUGUUUUUGCAACACACAGGUUCUUGGAAGUUACGUAAAUGGAAAGGGCAGGUCGUUGGAAGGGUAUCGGUUCUCUUUGACAUUUAAGUUAGCGGUAAGGCCACAUUAAAUUGGAAGUGUCUGUCUUUUCUGUUUUCUCAAAACAAUGGAAGUUUUAAAUUCCACGAGAACUAUACACAGGAAGACACCAAGGCCUGGUGAGACAGUAUACGGACUGACCGAUUUCAAGACGUCGUCAUAUAGUUCUGUGGCGACCAAUACAUCGGCAUGAUCUCAACAUGGGAUAUAUGACACGAUUUCUUCUGACUGUGUGCACAGUAAUAAUAUACAGUUCUAAGGCUACCUUUUCAAUUUGAUGACUAGAAUCAUAAAAUGUAUGUGGAAAUGAGAAACUAUUUUGUAACUGGUAGUGGAAGUCGAGUUUUUUAAAGUUUGAAAUACAAUGGAAGAAUUCUGCGGACUUCGCUAUGGCUCCUUGUGUGAUGUACAGACAUGUAAUUUCCGAAGGAAACGUAGCUAGUAGCACACAGAGAGUAUUUCAGACAAGGCAGAGGCAUUGCUUAAAGCUUUUCUUUUUAAAGACUUCAUAAAAACUAAUGAGAAUCCAAAAUUAGGCCUGCUGAGGUCACUUCCUAACGCAAACCGAACCUUCGGUUAGGUAAACAAAACAAAAAGAAAUCCCCAGACUUUAGUCUUUUUUUUUUUAAGAGCAAAGUAUCAAAAAAUUUAACGUUCCGUCCAAAAGACCGGAGGGGGGGGGGAGCAGGCGUUUGACGGAGAUAAGGGUAGCUAUAAUACACAAGCCAGGUCGGGAUUUGCCCCCCCCCCCCC
Molecule: messenger RNA, 7702 nt
Organism: Oncorhynchus kisutch (coho salmon)
Lineage: Eukaryota; Metazoa; Chordata; Actinopteri; Salmoniformes; Salmonidae
Product: cholecystokinin receptor type A
Exons: 5
Coding region: 255-1649 (464 amino acids)
Biological process (GO): neuropeptide signaling pathway
Cellular component (GO): plasma membrane
Molecular function (GO): gastrin receptor activity; neuropeptide receptor activity
Source: RefSeq, a predicted model, not a curated record